This is a messenger RNA of Chenopodium quinoa (quinoa), 2284 nucleotides long. RefSeq names its product F-box/FBD/LRR-repeat protein At5g22660-like. Gene Ontology annotation, molecular function: protein binding. The record is from RefSeq and is a predicted model, not a curated record. The coding region runs from base 590 to 2083 and encodes 497 amino acids. NCBI's taxonomy places the organism in Eukaryota, Viridiplantae, Streptophyta, Magnoliopsida, Caryophyllales, Amaranthaceae. The transcript has a single exon.
GUUUCCGGGAGUGAGGGAAGGGUUUUCGGGGUUGGGGGAAUGGUUUUCGUGGGUGGGGGAAGGGAAAGGGUGGGUUUCGAGGUAGGGGGAAGGCUGGGCGACGGUUUCCGGCAGCAGGGGAGGGCUUUUUCGAGGGUGGGGGUGAAUUUCCGGCGUAGUGGGGGUGGGGGUGUGGUGGCAGCCGCUGGACGUGGGUGGUUUGGGGUUUUUUUUUUUUAUUUUUUUGUUUUUUGUUUUUUUAAAAAAAAAAAAAUUAAGCCGCUCAUACGCUGACACGUGUCUAGGUAACUUGCUACAACAGGUAAGAUGACCUGUUGGAUGCAACGAAAAUUAAUACCCCCAAAAUUCGGUGCAAUAGAUAAUAAACGAAAGUUGAGAUUAUUUUCGGCGGACGAAGCAAAGUUCAGAUUAGUGGGAGCAAUUUUUCCAAAAACUUAUACCCUAACAAUGUAUUUAACUCCCUUAAUUCCCCAUAUGCAUGUACCAAACAAAACACCCGGUCGGACGACUAGCUGAACAUUUCCUCCCUUUUCUCCAUCCACCCAAAACCCUUUACUGCUACUACUCUCUGAUAGAGUGAGCGUAGAAAAUGGCCGAAACCAAAAUUGUAGUUCAUGAAGACGAUCGAUUGAGCUCACUUCCCGAAGAAAUCCUCAUCAAUAUUCUCUCUUUCCUUCCAAUCCACUCCGCCGCCACCACCUCCGUCUUAUCCCACCGUUGGCGGCACCUCUGGACCGGAGUCACCAGCGUUGUUAUUGAUUCUCGAUCAGAAUCCACCGCCAUAAUUGACCACAUUCUACAGAACCUUACAUCUCGGAAACUCCACAAGUUAGCUCUCGAUUUGGACGAUUUGGAAGACCCGGAAGUCGCCAGAGCAUCAGUACCUUGGUUUCGACAAGUUUGCCGCCGAAAUGUGGAGAAUAUCAUAUUCACUACUGGGCGAGAUGGUAAUUAUUCCUACUUUAUACCCUCGUUUCUGUUCAAUUCUCAAUCUCUGGUAACUUUGGAUUUAGACGGUGUGUUUCAAUGGCCCAAAUGUAAGGGUUUACGUUUUCAUCUGCCUAAUUUGAAGAAACUUAUCAUAAAUUACCUUGAUGAUAUCCCUCUUUGGUUGGAGACUCUAAUUAGGUCUUCCCCACUUUUGGAACUUUUGGAUUUAUUCUUCGAAGUAUUUUCAUAUGCGGAUUUGUCUACUUCUGUUGUGAAUAUAAUUGCCCCCAAUUUGAAGUCAUUGUCUAUAAGUAUGACAUUUUAUUUCUCGAGUUUGAUUCAACACGCUAGAGUAUGUAUUGAUGCCCCCAAAUUGGCUAACCUUAAAAUUCAUGAUUGCAAUUCAAUUUAUUACUUUCUACGGAAUCCAACUACAUUAGUCAAAGCGCAUGUUUACUUGGAUAACAUUGAGUCAUGGCAGUGUUUAAAUGAAGAGGAUGAGGAGGAUCAUGGCUUGCUGGAAGGAGCACAUAAAGAAUAUCUUCGCCAGGUGGUCCAAUUUGUUGGAGGAUUGUCUAGUGUUAGCAGUCUGAAGCUGAAGCUAGAGAGUCCAACCAACAUAUUCAGAUAUCGUAGUUUUGUGAAUCUGCCAACCUUUUCUAAUUUAACCCGCCUUGAAACAAAGGGCACUAUGGAUUUGUUGUGUUACUUACAUUGUUUUCCUAACUUAGUGCAACUUGUGGUGUGUCUAUGGUCACAACCCUUUCAAACACUUUCUUUUCUUAUGAAGCAAAGCUAUUGGUUGCCACCGGAUUCUAUUCCAGAUUGUUUAUUAGGUAAGCUCAAGACUAUACAAUUAAGUGAAAUACAGGGGACCGACGAUACCCUGAGGCUGCUAGCGUAUAUUCUGAGUAAUGCAAAUGUUUUGGAAAAGCUUUACAUACGUCUUCGAUUGGUAGAAAGGGUUAAUCCAAAACAUGAAUGUGAAGAAGCAUAUGCAAUGUGGAAGGAAUCUCAGUUCUGUAAGUCGCUGUUUAAACUUCCAAGGAGGUCCUCAACUUGUGAGGUUGUGUUUUCUGGUAGCUUUUUCAGAGCAUCAGGUAAUGCCUUACCAGGCGGAUACCUUAGCUGUCAAAUGUAUGUGGGCCGCUAAACCUAAUAUAUGCAACUUGUUUUCCAAAUGCAAGCAUUCAUGCUUAUGGGUUGCAGCCUUGCAGGUAUUGACUACAAAAUUCUUAAUUACUUUCGGUUAUGCAUAAUUGCAUAUAGUUUGGUUUAGGCUUAACAAUGUUUCUAGAAAUGCUGGAUAUGUAUCAGGGUAUUGUAGCCUUGCAAUAUACUCCGUAAUGUACUG